Messenger RNA from Pristis pectinata (smalltooth sawfish), 4066 nucleotides. RefSeq names its product ataxin 3 (gene atxn3). The coding region runs from base 25 to 1107 and encodes 360 amino acids. The record is from RefSeq and is a predicted model, not a curated record. Gene Ontology annotation, molecular function: cysteine-type deubiquitinase activity. Gene Ontology annotation, biological process: protein deubiquitination. NCBI's taxonomy places the organism in Eukaryota, Metazoa, Chordata, Chondrichthyes, Rhinopristiformes, Pristidae. Gene Ontology annotation, cellular component: nucleus. The transcript has 11 exons.
CAGGACGAUGGUCCAUUAUCCACCAUGGAGGCGAUAUUUCACGAGAAACAAGAAGGGUCUCUCUGUGCUCAACAUUGCCUCAACAAUUUGCUUCAGGGUGAGUACUUCAGCCCCAUAGACCUGUCUACAAUUGCACAGCAAUUGGAUGAAGAGGAACGAGCAAGAAUGGCAGAGGGAGGAACUACCACAGAAGAAUACAAAAUAUUUUUACAGCAACCAUCAGGGAAUAUGGAUGAUAGUGGAUUCUUUUCAAUUCAAGUGAUUAGUAGUGCCUUGAGAGUCUGGGGUUUAGAGAUUACCCUCUUCAACAGCCCAGAAUAUCAGCGAUUAAGGAUUGAUCCAGUAAUUGAAAGGGCAUUUAUAUGCAACUACAAAGAACAUUGGUUUACAGUACGAAAAUUAGGAAAGCAGUGGUUUAACCUGAAUUCUUUAUUGACGGGUCCAGAGUUGAUCUCCGACACUUACCUCGCCUUAUUCCUGGCUCAGUUACAGCAAGAAGGUUAUUCAAUAUUUGUAGUCAGAGGAGACCUACCAGAAUGUGAGGCUGAUGAGUUACUUAAAAGGAUGAGAGUGGUGCAGCUAGAGAGACCAAAACUAAUUGGAGAAGAGGCAAAUCAACGAACAGAAAUUGGUCAAAGGGUACAGAGCAAUGACUGGGAACAAGUGAUUGAUGUGAAUAAAUCGAUUACAAAUGUUUUGGAUGAUGAUGAGGAUGAAAGUCUGCAGCAAGCAUUGUCACUAAGCCGUCAGCACAUGGAGACAGAAGAUGAAGAAGCAGAUCUACGAAGAGCAAUUCACCUCAGUAUGCAAGGUUUUGUACAAGGAACAGAAAGUUCAGAAGUGGUCACUUCCCAAAAUGAAACUAUGGAUACUUCAAGAACAAUUGCAGCUGAAACUCCUACAAUGGAGGAACUCCGAAGACGGAGACAAGCAUACUUUGAGAGAAAACAAUUACAGCCUGAAAAUUCAGAUCAUCCAGAAAAACAAAGUUGUGUUGCGCUAAAAGCAAAUUCAGCUAACGUGACUGAAGGAGAAUUGCCUCAAGCAGAUGUGUUGAAACCAUUGGAAGCUGAAGCCGAUAAUAAUUCAAAAGGGGAAGGAAGUUAAUUUGAGAACAAAUAUACCAGUAACAACUGUACUCCCAUUUCUGAUCUGCGUGAAUUAUACUCCCCUUGUACAUCAGCCACAAAAAAUAUGCAGAUGUUUUCAGAGAGAGCAAAGAUAAUGUUCACUUGAUGCAAAUGGCAUUUGUGGUUGUUUAAUGGGAUUGUUUGUGGUAUAGAACUACAAGUUUUUGGUCUUCAAUUGUAGCACCUUAUCUGCUGAAAAACUUUCUUCAUGCACAUCCUAGUUAAGUAAAUUACAGGGAAGUGUUAAAAUACUUUGCACCCAUCGGUAAACAUUUGUCUUUUGGAAAAAGGUUACUGGUCAAGCAGUUAAUGGUUUAAUUGUGCAACUGGACCUUGGAAGACAAAUUUUGAAAUGUUAAGUUCUUUGCUUUUUAAAACUAAUAUACGUAUUUUAAACCUCUUGUCUGGUGUAUUUCUGAAAAUCAAGAUCGUUUAAAUUUUGGAGGCAUCAAGCGAUACAAUAUAUAGAAAAUGCUUGAGGUUUGAGGAUUUUAUGGAUACUUGAAAGUUUUUAGGAUUGUUUAUAUUUGGGUAUUGAUCUCGUGCUGGCACUUAAAUGCCUUUUAGUUGCUCUAAAACGAAUCGCCUUUGUUUACUGUGUUGUACUGAAUUAUGCAGGUUCUAUUUAUACCCUUGAAUUUAUAUUUCGUUCAUUUAACUUUGAAGGUCAAGUGUGGGAACAUAAAUGCAGAACAUUGAAUUACAUCAAAUAAGAGAAACUAUUUGAAUAAUUAAUCUGAUGUCCAUUGAGGCCUCUGUUUAAAAACUGUAGCUGCCUAUCAAGUUUUUGAUUGUUAUGUAGGAAUAGAUGUGCCACUGUUUAUGCAUUAUUCUGUUUUCCUAUGAUUGGGAAAACUAUGGACUCAAAUUUGUUAUCAAUUGAAAUUUCAUGGUACUUGCAUUACAACAUUAACAUACAAAGAUCAUGUGUUUGUCAAUGUGGACCAAGAUAAUAUGUUGCAAUUUGUGUCCUACUUAAUCUUUGCAAAUGAGUGUGGUUAUUUCUCCAUGGCUUAAAUUUACUUCCUCUGCCAAAUACUGUAGCUUAGUGGUCGAUUGUUGUGGUACUGGGUCCAAAGAUAAGGGAAUAAAUACUGCUCAAGGAGAGUUUGAAUUGUAUUAAAAAAAAAUCAGUUAACCAGGAAUAGUUGAUGAUAUAAAUUGCUGGAUUACCAUAAAUUAAUCUAUUUCAUUAAUCAGAGUUUACCUCCAGUCUGAUAUAUACUUGACUCCUAACUAACACUACUAUUAAAGCUCAUGGAGCAGCUAGAAUAAGCAAUAAAUAUUGCUUUGCUUUUGUUGCCUGCAUUCCAGGAAUAAUUCUGUUUAACUUGUAAAAUGGUCUUUUUUGUUGAAUGUAAAUUUGAAAAGUGAAAAGUAUUUGUGUUACUUUCCCUCAUUGACUCUAUCUUUGUCCAAAGGUUUUGACUCAGUAGAAUAGAGUUUAUUAUCAUUGUGUCAGGAACAUUCCUCUCUCUCUUCCUGGACUAAAUAGUAUUGUAAAGUGGUUAUUCUAACGUGGUGGUUGGGGUCAGGAUGGCAGGGUGGGUGUGCAAUUAUGAAAAUGUGACUGAGCUCACUUAUCUAAAGAGAAGGAAGCACAUAUUUUUAAGCAGAAGCAUUUGGUAAUGGAUGGAGAUGGACAUCUUUCACCAUCACCCACCCUUUUUCCUCCCCUCUCCUCCCUCCCCCCUACUCAUCAUGCAUCAUCGAAAAAUAAAAUAAGACCAGUUGUAGAAAUCCCAUUCUUGCCUUGACUGAGAUCAAUUAUCUCAUUCGAAAUCCAGGAAUGGAGCAUGAAUACUUAAUUUUUUUUGGCAUAUCAAGCCUUGUGAUAAACCAUUGGCUUCUGGAAUGAAAGAAAAAAAAGUCACACAAAAUUCUGUAAAAUAGUGUCUUUGAAAUAGGAGGCCCUUUAGGUCCCUAAAGCCCAUUUUAGAUCAGAGGCCCUCUAUAUUUCAAUUCCAUCUAUCUGCCUUGAUGUUGUAAUCAUUAAUAUUCUUGGCUAACAAAAUUCUAUUGAUCUUGCUUUUGAAAUCUGGCCGAGGCGCAAUAUCCUAUUUGAAGAGAGUUUUUACAGAUUUUCACAGCCCCAGCUCAAGUUUUAAGGUAAAGGUUCUCUCUAACUAACUUAUCAAGUCUGUUUAUAAUCUUACUAUUCAGUUAGAAUAUCUUAAACUUCUAAAUGUGAGAAAUGCUGCAGGGUUAGAUUCAGUUGCUUGUCUGGAAAUAGUUACUUUAUCCCAGUUGAAUAGGGAGCGGUACAAUAAUUGGCCUCCAUAUACUUAUAGUAUCCAAAUAGGCUUUCUGCUUCUGAUUGCUGACUUGACCUUCCAUGCCGCUAACUGUGUAGGAAUGGCCAGUUAACAGCAUCUGGGUUCAUGUGAAGAGUAAUGUCUUGUGCAAGGAACUAGGGUGAUCGAUGCCUGUAGAACCUUACCACAGUUAUAGUUGAUGCUUUUGGGAGGGAGGCUUGAAUGGGAAAUGAAAAACAAAACUUGCUAGUGUUUCUGCUUUCAGUGUGCUUCUAACAGUGUUUUCUCAGAACCAUUAGCGUUAUUUGAAACUACUUUAAUCUGUUAUUGUUUUCUUUCUACCUUUUUUAAAAAAAAAAUUUAAAUGGGUCCUGAAACACUUGCAGUGCCUCUGUUAGUUAAGUAUACUUUAAUUUCUCCAAGUUCUAGGAGUUAUCUGCAGAAUCAAAUUUCUAUUUGAAUGCAGUUUUUUAAAGGUUAAGACAAAAUGGUAAAGAAUGUUAAUUGAAAUAAUAUCUUACUGCCUUGUUUUAUUUUGGCAAGGAGACAGGUGACAUAAAAUAUGUUUAUCUGUGUUUUGCAAGGCUUUUUUUCAUGUGCACACUGGAGAUAAAGAUGUGUUGGUCUCUAAAAUAGUAUUCAUAUGGCUAUGUAUCAAAUAAAACUACAUUUUGGUUUUGG